AUGGCAGAAACGACCCGGCCCCUCCUGCUGCCGCAGAACCGCAGGAUCCGCCACCUCCGGGGCAUCUACCUGCGCAACCUGAGCUUCGACCGGCCCCGGGGCAAGACCACCGACGACUCGGCGGUUAAGCACUCGUCCGACAAGGUCGUCUCGCUCCGCGAGCACGCCCAGCUGCACCACUCCGCCUCGACAGAGAGCCUGCGCCCGGCCACCGCCCGUAGGAGGAGCACCAACCUGGGCAGCGCGAGCCCCGUCACCAGGCAGAAGAGGCUCGAGCUCACCAUUGACAGCCGGGUGGCCGACUCCUUCUUCACCCUGCAUGCCGAGGACGAGGAGGAGCCUCUGUAUAUCAGCGAGACUGUCGAACGAUCCGUGAACUUCGAUUUCCGCUUUUUCGAACUGUCCCAGGCUUCCUGUUCGCCGACUCUACGAUUGCCUCAGGUCACGGUCAAGUUCUGGGCGAAGCGGCAUGGGACGUGGUCGCUGCACCUCGAGGAGCUUGUGGAUUUGCGCACACUGAACUUUCUUGGAAGCACUAUCGGAACCCAUUUCCCGCCCAAUUGCCUGGUGUUCCACCUCACCGAUGGCGUCUAUACCCUCGAGCUACCGCAAAAGUCCUUCCCUCCCAGGCAGGGCCAACCGCAACCGACUUCCUCCUACAAUGCCCUCAUGCGCCUGUCGACACUCGAGCGCUCCAUACAAGAUGCCCUAGUCACACAGGAGACGCUCAAGCAGCAGAUCAAUGACCUCAUCGCCGAGACCCACGAUGAGCGGGCCGAACUGGACCAGGCCGGAGACAAAUUGAAAUUGGUUGAGAAGUACGUGUCUGCGGAGCAGAAGGCGGUCAAGAACUCCUCGGAGCAGGUGGAGAAAUUGCGGGCGUCCAUUGCCAGUCGUCGCGAAAAGAUGGCUCAGGGGAGGUCGCUUAUGGAGAAGACCGACCAAGACAUGAAUAGCGCGCUGGACAAGCUCUUCGCGGACAAGGAGCGGUCCAGCAAGGUAAGGGAUGACAUCCGCGGACAGCGGCGCCGCAUAUGCGAGGACUUGAACAACAUAUUCAGGAUCGAGCCAGUGCCGGACGGGAAACCGCUGCAGUUCCAGAUCCGCGGCAUAUCCCUGCCCAACGCGGAGGACUACGGCGGUGUAGUGUUGAGCGGCGCGGACGAGGACGCUCUUUCCGCGGCUCUGGGCCACGUCGCCCUGUUGACGCACCACUUGCAAUUCUACCUCGCCGUUCCUUUGCCGUACCCAAUCACAUACUGCGGCAGCCGCAGCUACAUCACGGACGACAUAUCCAUCAUCCAGGAUUCCAUCCGCGACUUCCCACUGUACCUGCCCCGUGGCGGCUCGGCGGCGCAGUUCCGCUUCGACUACGGCUGGUUCAUCCUCAACAAGAACAUCGAGACCCUCUGUGCCGCCCAGGGCCUCAAGGUGAUGGACAUCCGCCACACGCUGCCGAACCUCAAGUACCUGCUCUACGUCUGCAGCGCGGGGACCGACGAGCUGCCGGAGCGUAAGAAGGGCGGCGUCAGGGGUCUCCGCGCCGGCAUAAUGAGGAGCAGGGGUGUCAGCCUCGCAGACGACGCGGACAGUGUCAUGUCCAGCCGCCGCGGGAGUGUCGACAGUGACCAGCCCGCCAGUGGACGGUUGGCGGGAGAUGAGUUGAAGAGGAAGAUGAAGGGGGUGCGAGGUCAGGCUCCCAGAGAUGACGACGGCUCGAAAGUACCCGAGAUCUCUGACGUCGGGGUGCCGUUCGAGGAGGACUUCGGCAAGCUGACGCUGCGGACUAAGGGCAUGAGGGAAAAUGUCGGGAAGUGA
Molecule: messenger RNA, 1818 nt
Organism: Diaporthe citri
Lineage: Eukaryota; Fungi; Ascomycota; Sordariomycetes; Diaporthales; Diaporthaceae
Exons: 2
Coding region: 1-1818 (605 amino acids)
Biological process (GO): SNARE complex assembly
Cellular component (GO): lytic vacuole; endosome
Molecular function (GO): SNARE binding
Source: RefSeq, a predicted model, not a curated record